AGUGGAGCGUGAUGACAAUCGCCGUUAUGGCGGUUGUCUGCCACGAUGAAGUCACAGGUAUGAUUUCGCGAUUUUAGGAUAAUAUAAUCAAACUGUAAUCAUCAAAACUGAAACAAUUUGUAACAAAAAGAUGCGUGGGCUAAAUUUAGUUUCAUAAAAAUCUAAAAAUACAAGUCCAAUUCAACCCCUUACUGUACUAUAUGUACAUGAGAUGACUACAUGGACAAGCUGUCUUCAUAAAAGCUUAUGAACGACCACUGUUCCUCCAAAGGCUUCUUGUUUACUCACUGAAUUAUCGCGUCACUUAAUUUUUGCGAAUCUUUCAAAAUCGCGAAAUUAAAGAUACGCGAAAAUUAAGUGAGAAUGUGUAAUAACGUAAUCAUAAUGUGUAGCGAGUAACGCCAAACAGUAAAAUAAAAAAAAAUUAUUUCGCGAUUUUAGGAUAAUAUAAUCAAUCUGUAAUCAUCAAAACUGAAACAAUUUGUAACAAAAAGAUGCGUUGGCUAAAUUUUGUUUCAUAAAAAUUUAAAAAAUACAAGUCCAAUUCAACCCCUUAGUGUACUAUAUGUACAUUAGAUGACUACAUAGACAAGCUGUCUUCAUAAAAGCUUAUAAACGACCAGUUUUCUUCCAAAGGCUUCUUGUUUACUCACUGAAUUAUCGCGUCACUUAAUUUUUGCGAAUCUUUCAAAAUUGCGAAAUUAAAGAUACGCAAAAAUUAAGUGAGAAUGUGUAAUAACGUAAUCAUAAUGUGUAGCGAGUAACGCAAAACAGUAAAAUAAAAAAAAAGCCGAAACAUUCGACAUUCCAUCGAAAUUUAUUCUGAAUGUUCUGGAACAAUCCAUGAUUAAUCAGAGAGAUCAAUUAAAAUUACCGCACAAUUAGAACACAUGCAUUGUGAUGUUGCGUACUCAGUUGUGUUAAUUAGCCAACUUCUGGGGUGUUACGAGCAAAAAUGGACGUGGGCUAUCUGCUAAGUAAAAUGUAAAAAGAAAAGCCCGAGCUUAAACCAUGUGGGACUUGUUGUGGGAGUGGAGCGUGAUGACAAUCGCCGUUAUGGCGGUUGUCUGCCACGAUGAAGUCACAGGCUUUCUUAUGCUGUGCUUCCACAACCGGUUUUUUCAUCUCUCUACCACCAUGGCGAAGAUGAUAUUGCUGUAUCUAGUUAUGCACUGUGUUCCGAUCAUGAUACCCAUAAGGAUUUUGGCUCGGUGUUACAAAGGGAUUUGCCGUCUAGAAUUGGACAAAGAGCCUUAUGAACCCCUAUUACGUGUCUACUGCGACCCUUUUGUCGACCGAUACGACUCGAGCAACCCCACCAGCGACGCCUACGAUUCCAGCGACGUCGAGUGCGUUGUGUUUGACCCCGACAACGACAGCGAUAGCAGUACGUUAUCCGUGUUUCUUGAGCGGUACAUGAGUGACGGUUGGGAGGGGCCUGAACCUUAUAAGGAGCAUCACGUGAUCAAUAGGAAGGAAUGGGUUGUGACGUCAGACGAUGGUAGUUCUGAGGAUCGUUAUGAAGAUGACUUAUCGUCUGCCAAUGAGCUCGGAUACGCAAGCGAGACGGACUCGCAGACCAGCUCGAGCGGAGUAAAUCCAUCAUCUCGGGUAUCAGGUCCUGUGAAUUCAGAGACAAGCGAAGGGAAAGCGAGAGAAACCCCGGAUCUCGCAAACCCAAACUCUAGCGGGAGUUACCAUGAGGACAAGAAACACGUGACCAUGACCACUGCUGCCAAGUCGCGUGGUAGUACUACCCUAGGCACCGAGGAUGUUCUGAGCGUGGGUCUGAUAGCGCAGUUCGUGUACAAAAAGCCUGAUAACAGUGCGGGAGUCAAUCGACGUCGCACGAGGAACAAGGUCUUGUCGUCAAACACUCGUCUCUCCGUCUGUGAUGAGUCUCGAGAGAGAAUCAAAACACUUGAUGAUGUCAAGCGAUUUCAGAAACUCUCAGGAGUUAUCGAAGAAGUAGAAAGACCAAAUUUAGUUCAGAAAGAUUGCGACAGCAUAAACUCUUACCAGCUAGUUACUUCAUCUUGUCGGAGAAGGAAACAACAUAUCACCAAAAGGGCAACAGCACAACGCGUCAACAACGUAGACGAUGACAGCUUCAUGGAUGAGGUUUACACGUACUUUGUGAGUCUUUUCCAGGAAAAUGGUGAACAAAUUCCUGGAAAACACACCGCCGUGACUCACUCGAGCGCUGCAUGUGGUCAAAAGAAAGACCAAGCCAAACUAGUACAAGUAGACGAUGAAGGUUUUAUGAAUGAAGUUUAUGCAUACUUUGUGGCGCUUUUCCAGGAAAAUGACGUGCAGGGACAUCAGCGAACAACUUCACGUGUUGAUAAAAACGCCAAUCAAGUCGACAGUAAUGUUGGGCUCUUAGUCGACCUGCUUGGAGACUUUUCCUUAAGGCGCUUGUUCGCUGAACCUAAGUCAACUCCGUGCAAGGGGCAGCAGACUGUCGCCGAUAACUUUCUAGAUGACAUUUAUGCAUGUGUUAAGAUGCUUUUUCAAGGUACUGAUGAAAAUCACGUACAUGAAGAAUUCUUGGAGCCAGCUCUGCUGGCACGUGGUCAAGAGAUGUCAGCAAAGGAAAUUGGCAAUAAUGGUGACGUACAUGCACGUGAAGACCUCGUGAAUCCCGUUUCACCUAUGCGUGAUCAAAAGGCACUAAGAAAGCAAGAUCAUGUCGAAAAAGAAAAUGACAUUGUUAAGCCAGCUUUAGCUACAUCUGAUCAGGAAGUACCAGAAAUAACCAGUGGUACAAGUGACGACGCAUGCGCAUGCGAUAACCUUGUGGACGAAGCAAUGCCUGCACGUGAGCAAGAGAGACCUAAUGUUGCAAUCAGUAUUUUGCCACCAGAUGAACACGCGAGUCUAGUUCAACCUCCAUGUGAUCAAGUAAUGCAGCUUGAAGAUAUCAGCGGUGACGUUGAAGAACUUGAUCAGCAAACAGGGCCAGCUAUGCACGUACGGGAUCAAGAGGGACCUGAUGUUGCAAUCGGUAUUUUGCCACCAGAUGUACACGCGAGUCUAGUUCAACCUCCAUGUGAUCAAGUAAUGCAGCUUGAAGAUCUAAGCGAUUACGUUGAAGAACUUGAUCAGCAAACAGGGCCAGCUAUGCACGUACGGGAUCAGGAAGCUCCAAACCCAAAUCAUACCAUCGACGGCAAGCAAGAACGUGAUCAAGAGGUGUCAAAAGAAGACGACAUCAGUGGAACAAGUGAUCAGUGUGUGCAUGUGAUUGCUGAUAAUGCAGGUGAUCGGCUCACCAAGGCUGUCAAGAUUAGCGCAGUGGUGGUCGGGCUCGGGGUCGGUGCAUACCUGCUGUAUCGUUACCUCCGAAAGUAACUUUUUUUUUUUUAUUCUGUUAGUAUGGCGGUUCAAAGGCAGAGCAGAAGCGAGAAGUUUCCCUUAUUGUUGAGUAUAGCUAAAGUUUAAAUCAAAGGUUAAGAAGGGAGCAGUGACUAUAGUAAAAAAAGUUAGUGACUAGUUGGAAGUAUUGAGGACUAUAUAGUCGAAAGUUUUAAGGUUUUGGG
Messenger RNA from Nematostella vectensis (starlet sea anemone), 3542 nucleotides. RefSeq lists its product as uncharacterized. NCBI's taxonomy places the organism in Eukaryota, Metazoa, Cnidaria, Anthozoa, Actiniaria, Edwardsiidae. The transcript has 4 exons. Bases 1012 to 3354 code for a protein of 780 amino acids. The record is from RefSeq and is a predicted model, not a curated record.